Messenger RNA from Beta vulgaris subsp. vulgaris (sugar beet), 1670 nucleotides. Its product is annotated as novel plant SNARE 13. NCBI's taxonomy places the organism in Eukaryota, Viridiplantae, Streptophyta, Magnoliopsida, Caryophyllales, Amaranthaceae. The record is from RefSeq and is a predicted model, not a curated record. The coding region runs from base 593 to 1405 and encodes 270 amino acids. The transcript has 10 exons. Gene Ontology annotation, cellular component: SNARE complex; Golgi apparatus; late endosome membrane. Gene Ontology annotation, molecular function: SNARE binding; SNAP receptor activity. Gene Ontology annotation, biological process: vesicle fusion; retrograde vesicle-mediated transport, Golgi to endoplasmic reticulum.
UGACUACCUGAGCUUCUUCUCUCAGGAGAAUCAAGGAAGUUACAUCUUUAUUCUUUGCAAAUAACGGUAUAUAAAAAUUUCCAAUCUUGUUGCCAAAAAAAAAUUCAAUUCUCUUUUGAAGAAACACACACAAAAAAAAGAAAAAAAAAAAAAACAGUGAGAAGUCAGACAAAACGUCAUCGGGCAGCCUGUAAACGUCCAUAAUCUAUUACCAAACAGCGAAACCCUCUCUCUCCUCCUUGCUCUCGCCCUAAUCAUUCUUCCCACUAACUACUCUGUCAAUUUUUGUCUUCUCAAGAACCCUAAUUUUUCUUUGCAAUAUUCCACUUCUCUGCAAUUUCUUCCCCAAUUUUUUGUUUCUUUCUUUACUGCGCAAGUGACAGUUAGGGUUCCAAUUAUAGAAUUUCUUCGGAUCACAAACCUCCUCACUCGAUUUAAUACACACUCUUUCUCUCUCUCUCCUCUGUUUGCUUCUCUUCUGCGUCAGCAUUUGUGAUUUGGGGGAAAUUAUGAGUUUAAGCUAGGGUUAAGCAUUGUUUCGAUUUCUAUUUGGAGAAGUAUUUCUCCGGUUAACUUUUGAACUCCGGCGAAAAUGGCGACUGAUUUACCGAUGAAUCCUCAGAUGGAGCAGAUCCAUGGGGAAAUUCGUGACAAUUUCCGAGCUCUUGCCAAUGGUUUCCAGAAGCUGGACAAGAUCAAAGACUCCAGUAGACAGAGCAAGCAGCUGGAAGAACUAACAGGGAAGAUGAGAGAAUGUAAAAGAUUAAUCAAGGAGUUUGAUCGGGAAAUUAAAGACGAGGAGGCGAGAAAUCCACCUGAAGUCAGUAAGCAACUCAAUGAUGAGAAGCAAGCCAUGAUCAAAGAGCUAAAUUCAUAUGUUGGCUUGAGGAAGACGUAUAUGAGUAGCCUUGGUAAUAAGAAGGUUGAAUUGUUUGACAUGGGAGCAGGAACCAGUGAGCCGACAGCUGAAGAAAACAUUCAGAUGGCUUCAUCAAUGACAAAUCAAGAGCUUAUUGAUGCGGGGAACAGGACAAUGGAUGAGACUGAUCAAGCCAUUGAGCGUUCUAAACAGGUAGUUGCACAAACUAUUGAGGUCGGAACUGAAACUGGAGCUAAGUUAAAGGGGCAAACUGAUCAAAUGGGUCGUAUUGUUAAUGAGCUAGAUACUAUUCAAUUUUCACUCAAGAAGGCAUCCCAACUGGUGAAAGAAAUUGGUCGGCAGGUUGCCACUGACAAGUGUAUCAUGCUUUUUCUCUUUCUCAUUGUCUGUGGUGUCAUAGCGAUUAUAGUUGUGAAGAUUGUGAAUCCAAAAAAUAAGGACAUUAGGGACAUUCCAGGAUUAGCGCCUCCAGCCCCGGCGGCAAGAAGAUUGUUAUAUGUGAGGAAUGCCCAACAUUUUGGAUAGCUUUGCUGGAAUUCAACUCUUCUGACACUCAGUUUGGGUUCUUGGUUUACCCCUAUAGUUUGUGCAUAUCGAGUGUGUCGUUUGUAAAUCAUGUUGAGGAAGUUCAUGUUUAUCCUUGUGGCUGUUGCAUUCUUUUCCCAAAAAUGAUGGCUUUUCGAGAUCGUUGUAUCAACAUUCAGAUCAUUCUGCUGUCAAUUUUUUAUCCUCUCUGUAUUAACAAGAGUCUCAACAAGGGUAUGGAGUUAAUUUUGUGUUUAUUCUUUCA